GCGCGGCGGGCGCUGCCCGUGGGCCGGGCCCGGGCUUCAGGCGUGCCGGGAGCCGAACCAUGCCCAGGAGUUGGACCUAGAGUUGGGAGCCCAGGCAUCCAGGGACGUCCACUAGUCACCAGCAGUGACCUUGUCCACCCACAUUACCUCUCAGGGGCCAGCAAGCCAAGGAGCAAAUGAGUUUGUGUGGAAGAGGAGAAAUCACAUUCUAUAAGGAUUCACUCUCCAGGCAGGCAUGCCCCGGACCCUGAGCACCUCCGACAUGGUCACCCCAGGCAGACUCAGCCCACCCCCUACAGAGCCCACCGAUGUCGAGCAGGCUGGGCAGCCCUUCCUGGAUGGAGCACCAUCCUCAGCCUCUCUGGACACCCUGAUUCAGCAUCUGGUACCCACAGCUGACUACUACCCAGAGAAAGCUUAUAUCUUCACCUUCCUACUGAGCUCUCGCCUCUUCAUCGAGCCUCGGGAGCUCCUGGCCAGGGUCUGCCACCUCUGUAUUGAACAGCAGCAGCUGGACAAACCAGUACUGGACAAGGCCCGUGUUCGGAAGUUUGGCCCCAAACUGCUCCAACUACUGGCCGAGUGGACAGAGACCUUCCCGCGGGACUUCCAGGAGGAGUCGGCCAUCGGGCAUCUGAAAGAUGUGGUGGGCCGCAUAGCCCCCUGUGAUGAGGCCUACCGGAAGAGGAUGCAUCAGCUCCUGCAGGCCCUACACCAGAAGCUUGCAGCUUUGGGCCAGGGAUCUGAAGGCUUCAUGGGUGCUGACAAGCCCAUCUCCUACAGAACCAAGCCACCGGCCUCCAUCCAUAGGGAGCUCCUUGGCAUCUGUAGUGAUCCCUACACGCUGGCCCAGCAGCUGACCCACGUGGAGCUGGAACGACUGCGACACAUCGGACCUGAGGAGUUUGUCCAGGCUUUUGUGAACAAGGACCCUCUGGCCAGUACAAAGCCCUGUUUCAAUGACAAGACUAACAACCUGGAGGCUUAUGUGAAAUGGUUCAACAGGCUGUGCUACCUUGUGGCAACUGAGAUCUGCAUGCCAGCCAAGAAGAAGCAGAGGGCCCAGGUGAUCGAGUUCUUCAUUGACGUGGCCCGAGAGUGCUUCAACAUUGGCAACUUCAACUCCCUGAUGGCCAUUAUAUCUGGCAUGAACAUGAGCCCUGUCUCCAGACUGAAGAAGACUUGGGCCAAAGUGAAGACAGCCAAGUUUUUUAUCCUGGAGCACCAGAUGGACCCAACAGGGAAUUUCUGCAACUACAGGACAGCCUUGCGAGGGGCAGCCCACCGCUCCCUGACUGCCCACAGCAGCCGGGAGAAGAUCGUCAUUCCCUUCUUCAGCCUACUCAUCAAAGACAUCUAUUUCCUGAAUGAGGGAUGUGCCAACCGCCUUCCCAAUGGACAUGUCAACUUUGAGAAAUUUCUGGAACUGGCCAAGCAGGUUGGAGAGUUCAUCACAUGGAAACAAGUGGAAUGUCCUUUCGAGCAAGACCCCAGCAUCACCCAUUACCUGUACACUGCUCCCAUCUUCAGCGAAGACGGUCUUUAUUUGGCUUCUUAUGAAAGUGAGAGCCCAGAGAACCAAACAGAAAAAGAAAGGUGGAAAUCUCUAAGAUCUUCUAUUUUGGGGAAGACAUGAGAAGCCCAGAGCUGAAGGAGGAGGAAGAGAUGGAGCCAGCAGAGGCCAUCCACAGCCCCGCCUCAAAUGGCCCAGUUGGCGGAGGCAGAAGCAGGGCCUCACUACUUUGCAAAUCAAGACCUUGUGGCCUGGUACCCACCACAAUAGCUGCAUGGGUACAGGAAACCUACUGUGGGACUGCAUCCCUGGCAGACUAGACAGGGCCCCCAGACACAUGGGUGGCAUACGCCUUGGUGACUACCUGCCUUAAGGACGGUGGAGGCCACAUUGCCAGUCAGUCUGUCCAUCCUGGACAAGGACAUGGUGCUACUCCCAGAGAAUUGAGCAACUGCAAUCGCAUUAUCUUACUAAGUGACAUGCACCACAGAAGUCCACACAGUUUGUCACCAGUUGGUUGAGAGUCUCUGGAACUAUAGCAGGCAUCAUGACAUGAUGUGAAAUAAGUCUAUACCAGCUCAGAGCCGACCAGCGGCCCCUGCCAUUCUGCUGACAGACUGCUACCCUGUCCCUCCCAAUGGGCUUGUCUCUGCAGCCCCAUGCACCCUUCCCUUUCUGGAUCCUGCUGAUAUCAGGAUAACUUUCUGGUGACGGCUGUGAAACAGUUCAGCAGGACACACGUGGAUCACAAAGUUGACAAUGUGAACAUUACAAUCCUGUUGCAUAGCUCCCUUGUAAACUUUAGAGUUGGUAUAAACACAUGUUCAUAAAUCCUGGAUAUCCACGUCCA
Molecule: messenger RNA, 2363 nt
Organism: Marmota flaviventris (yellow-bellied marmot)
Lineage: Eukaryota; Metazoa; Chordata; Mammalia; Rodentia; Sciuridae
Gene: Rasgef1c
Product: RasGEF domain family member 1C
Biological process (GO): Ras protein signal transduction
Cellular component (GO): plasma membrane
Molecular function (GO): guanyl-nucleotide exchange factor activity
Source: RefSeq, a predicted model, not a curated record